This is a messenger RNA of Bolinopsis microptera, 4093 nucleotides long. RefSeq names its product ubiquitin-protein ligase E3B-like. Gene Ontology annotation, biological process: ubiquitin-dependent protein catabolic process; protein polyubiquitination. The record is from RefSeq and is a predicted model, not a curated record. The coding region runs from base 298 to 3402 and encodes 1034 amino acids. Lineage: Eukaryota; Metazoa; Ctenophora; Tentaculata; Lobata; Bolinopsidae. Gene Ontology annotation, molecular function: ubiquitin protein ligase activity. The transcript has 15 exons.
AUCUAGGUAAAAUGUUUGGGAACUCUGAGUUUUAAUCUCAACGAAAAUAGAACAAAAGCAGUGAUAACAAAGAAUCCGUCCUCGUAAAAAUAUCAAAACUUUAGACAUCUCAUUUGACAGAAAAGACUGCUGUUAAGAAUACGAUGUAGAUUUUCGGUGAACGUCUCCAGUUCACUACAAGGCCUUUGUUGGAGCUCUUGACAGUAGCUGGAGCACUUGAGAAACUCGCAUCACAACAAAAUUAUUUGAGGCACAUAUUAUCAAAUCUUUUCUGGGGUCGAAUUCAGAGUUUUGAUCAUGUUCACAACGAAAGUCAGCGCAGACACAAAAUCAGCACUUUUAAACAAAUCGCGAGCAGAUCGAGAGCGGCGAGAACAGGAAAAACAGCAAACAAUCUCCGUCAUCAUAAUCCAGAAACACUUCCGACGCUUCCUCUCAAAUCGUGACCUCAGAAACCGUUACCUAGCCGAGCUGAAAAACCUCAGUGCCACUUGCACCGCAGCUGAAAUGUUGGCAGCGUUCCAGAAAGUCCAGUACACGUCACGUAGCCAUGAAGAUGGUCACGUGCUGUGUGACAUGUGCCGAAGAGCGUUAGACAGUCUGGAGUCGGGAAGGAAAGAGCGGUGGUAUGUGUCUUUAGCCGUUUCUAAGAGCUGCAAAGCGUGGUUGUCCCAAGUUGGGCGGUUGUUGGAGGGAACUCUUAUAGACCUCGAUAACCAUGUGGAUAUCACUUCUACAUCAGGUCGUGAACGACUCUCAGUGUACCUCAGAUUUUACAUUGCCAUGUGUGAUCCUUUUUCUUGGAAGUUGUACUCAGCAGUAAAAUCAAAUCAACUGUACGGACAGCUCCUCGAGAAGUUCUCUACUAAUUUCUAUUCUAAUCUUAUAUCAGGUGGUAUCCUGAACGCGCUACAACACCUCCUACUGAAGAACGUGUCCCGCUCAGAGCCUGUGCUCCCCACCUCCCUGAUGUGCCUGUUGUCAGACCUCGUCAUGCUUGUUUUCCAGAAGUCUAACUUCGACGAGUCCAUUUGGCUGGCAAUGUGGCUCAGUGUUUUCUCCACCCCGUCUUUGAUAAGCCGGUUAAAGCCAGGUCACAUGACCCAACUAACCGAGUACACUCUCACUGCACUGAUGAGUUUAACAGCCAACACUGAUAAGAUCAUAGACACCUGCUCUAAAGAGCAGAUUCUAUUUCUCCUCCUCAACUCAGUGCAUCUCCUUUAUCAGGCACUCAAAGGAGGAAUGGUGAUAAAGUAUCCCACAAUAAUAAGGACUUUGUUCACGCUGUUACGGGACGCUGGAAAGAUGGUGUCCCCUAAAGCUGCGCACUGGCACCCUUUGUUAGGAAUGUGUGACACAGCCGUGUCACCUCAACUAACCAACUCACUCCAGCUCCUUACCAUUCAAAUCAGACUGCUUCACUCACAGCUCUUCAAGAAGUUCUUUUUCCAGGAUUUGCUAGAAGCAGAGUUCUCUACGAGCAGUAAGUUGCUCGGCACCACCAGGGCGGUCUCCUGGAAGCAGCUCUUCUCCGGCAAGUGCGAAUCCCGGCUACUCCUCCACGUUAGCGCGGUCUGCUCCCUCUACAACGUCGUCAUCAAAACAUUCCAUCUCUACAAAACAGACAUCCUAAUGUCACUCUGCUGUUUCCCUGACUUCCUCUCCUCCCUCUGGAAGCUGGUCUACACGGAACACUCCCAGUCUAGCAGGACGCUAGCCAGGAACAUGGCCACCGAACAAACCACCGACCCCUUUGUGCCGCUGUUGCUGCUGUUUUGUUCCUGUUUCGGGCAAUAUUUUGUGGUCUUAUCAGAUAGCGAGAUCUACGAACAGGAGCAACCGUUCUCUCUCAAGCAGCUCGGUACUAUUGGGGAUUUCGUGAACAGUAUGUUGUUUAACAUCAUCUGGAACCACUAUGAUGAACUCAAGAAUGCUACUGUUUUAGAGCGCGUAUCCACCUGCCAUGGUUUGUUGAUACUCCUACACGAACGAGAUGAGCGUAAGCGCUACACCGCCACCAAAUUCUGGACCCCCAAGGACGCAUCUCCUGCUGCCAUCAUUGCUGAACUCAAAGCAGGAAAAGGUCGCGCUCACAAGAUUACAGACUUUAUACCUUGGGUUUUACCGAACAAGAAAAAACUAGAGUACUUACAGGGGCUUAUCAAACAGGAAAAAGCACUGAAACGCUCUGAAGACCGACGAGGAAUGGAAUGUAAAACAAUCCUAAUUAAAAUACACCGGAGACGGCUGUUUGAGGACGGUUUUCAACACAUGAAGUCAAUACCUGAUGACGUUCUCACGCACCAUGUCAAGAUUAUGUUCGUUAAUGAGCUAGGACUAGACGAAGUAGGUAUAGAUCAGGACGGUGUUCUGAAAGAGUUUCUAGAGGAGACGAUACGUCACGCCCUGAACCCCUCAUUUGGUCUCUUCAGUGUGACGGAGGAGAAUAAGUGGCUUUACCCCUCACCCCUCAGCAAAGUUCACUACGAACACCUUGACUUGUUCCAUUAUGUUGGAAGAAUCAUAGCUAAAGCAGUGUACGAGGGUAUUGUUGUUGACCUUAGUUUUGCUCCAUUUUUCAUCCGACAACUGCUCCACAACAAGAACGCUUUGUUCAGCUACCUGGACGAGCUGCCUAGUUUAGACUCAGAACUUCAUAAGAAUCUCAUGUUUAUCAAGAGUUACCAGGGAGACAUUCAGGAUCUUGGUCUAACGUUCUCGGUUGACGAGCAAGAGUUCGGGAAGAUAGUAACAGAGGAACUAAUGCCCGGCGGGAGCUUCACCCCCGUUACCAGCACCAAUAGAAUCAGCUAUAUUCACCAGAUAGCGCACUAUAAGAUGUAUACACAGAUACACAAACAGACUAAAGCCUUCUGCGCUGGCUUCAGAGGGAUUGUCAAUGACGAUUGGUUGAGAAUGUUUUCACUACCCGAGUUACAAAAACUAAUCUCUGGCGACUGCUCUUCUAUCGAUUUAACAGAUUUGAAAAAGAAUGUACGGUAUUUGGGCGGUUACCACGGAAACCAUCGAGUGAUCCUAUGGUUCUGGGAUAUAACACUGAACGAGUUCACAGAAGAAGAGAAAUCAGCACUGUUAAAGUUUGUGACAAGUUGCAGUAGACCUCCUCUCAUGGGUUUCUCUUCUAUGUCUCCUCCUUUUUCUAUUAGAGCUGUGGACGAGAGCGAGGAAGCUACAGAUAUGACACCAGGACAAGCGUUACGGAGCUCAUUCAAGAGUUUCCUGGGACUACAACAAGGUUCCAGUUCGGGUAACUGCCGCCUCCCCACCUCCUCGACAUGUUUCAACUUGUUGAAGCUACCCGUGUAUCGCAGUAAGGCCACGCUUCGGGAGAAACUCAGAUAUGCUAUUAACUGCGGGGCAGGCUUCGAGUUGAGUUGACCUGGAAUUCUGUCCAAUAUUGUACAUAGUUUAACCUCACCUGAAUGUGAUGUUUCUUGUUUUUUUUUGUUUUUUUUUCUACCUGUAGCACACAGAUACAGUGACAUGUUUCUAGAUGAAAUUAGAACCUUUGAUAAUUUUGAAAUUAUGAUUUAGUUUCAGAAAUUUAUUAGAAUUUAGAAUGGUAUUGAUUGAAUUAGACAAGUUGUACCUAAUUUUGAGAUAAACUUCUUGUAGCAACGGUUGCUUGAAUUGAGCUACAUAUCGGAAAAUGAGCUUUUAUCUUAGAAGAUACUGAAAUUCGAUUCCAGAUCUCAAUUCAGUUAAUACAAAUUAACGAUUUUCCUUAAAUUAUUAAUGAGUUUAGAUUACUGCGGAAGAGAAAUAUUCAUUCAACUUUAAGUUGAAUGAAUGUAAUACAUUCAUCAGAUGCAAUCUUUUUUGGUCUCCACUUUUGGUCGACCGAUUAAGGACGUUUGGGUUGUCAACGGUCACACGAAACCCUAACAACGCCAGAGGGCUAUUCAAACCAUCACUUAAUGAUAUUUACAAUUUAGACCCACUACACGAUUCACUCUCAAAUAAAUGAGUGGCAAAGCUACUGAGUAUAAUAUAUGUAGCUAAUUAUCAGUGAGUCCAUUAGUUGUUCAUUCUUUUUCUCGAUUGUUUUUUUACAAAAUCUACUAAAAGA